AUGCGGGGUACCAGGAACAUCUCGAUGGGCCAACGACGAAAGCCCGUGUUUGACGCCCGAACUACGGGAAACUCCACAGACGAUGACAAGAUAGUCGCAUAUUUGGAUGCCUGCCUUCCAGCUCUUCCUCGGGACACCAUCAUGCGUUCUUCCUUCUCAUUACUUGUGUUGCUCGCCAUUCUCCAGGGCACUGUAGCCAGGAGAACAUGGGACGAAGCUUAUGACCUAGCCAACAAUGUGGUGAGCCAGAUGACCUUGGACGAGAAGUUGGGAAUCGUCAGGGGCACAGGCCAACUCAACCCUAACCGUCGUUGUGUUGGUGAUACCAAGGCUGUUCCCCGACUGGGCAUCCCGUCAAUCUGUUUCGCAGAUGGCCCCGCAGGAAUGCGUCUCGUAAAAGAGACGACCGGCUUCCCUACUGGCAUUAACGCCGCAGCAACCUUCAGUCGUCGCCUCAUGAGAGAGCGUGGUGAGGCUUUGGGUCGGGAGUUCCGAGGCAAAGGAUCACACGUAUUCUUGGGCCCAUCCGUGGACGUUAUGAGGAACCCCAAGGGAGGCCGUGCUUGGGAAGCCUUUGGUCCUGAUCCUUAUCUGAACGGAGAAGGCGCUUAUGAGACUAUCAUGGGCGUCCAGAGCGUUGGAGUUCAAGCCUGCAUCAAGCACCUCAUCGGCAAUACCCAGGAGCACUGGAGAUAUGGUUACAGCGCCAACAUGGACGACAGAACACUUCACGAGAUGUACUUUUAUCCAUUCCUUCGAAGUAUUGAGGCAAGCAGGGAACCUCGCCGACGUCUCGUCCGUCAUAAUGCGGGUCUUUUGGGCGAUAAUGGUAUUUUGCGCAAGGCGGGUUUCAAGGGAUACGUCGUCAGCGAUUGGGGUGCAACGCACGAUUCUGCAGAAGUGAACGCGAACAAUGGUUUGGACAUGGAGCAACCCGGCGAUUACAUCGUGGUCGGAGGAGGCGUCUUUGGUGGGCUCAAGGACGCAGUCAACAAGGGACGGGUUUCCCAGAGACGUCUCAACGAAAUGGUCGCGCGAAUUCUUGCUCCUUGGUACUACCUCGAACAAGAUUCUCCUGACUAUCCUGAGACCAAUUUUGACGUUCAACGACGCGAUGGAUCUGGCCCCAAGAACCUUCGGGUCAACGUUCGCUCCGAAGAACACACCGCCCUCGCCAGGGAGAUUGCCUCUGCUUCUUCAGUCCUGUUGAAGAACGCCCGCUCCACCACCGACGGUACCCCUUCCGGAAUCACUACGCGCGGCUUGCCACUCUCUAAAGACAGAAUCAAGUCGAUCGCUGUCAUUGGUCAAGAUGCCCGUCAGCUGAACCAGAAUUGUUCGGAAAUGGGUGAAUGUAACGAUGGCACCAUGGUCGUUGGCUGGGGUUCUGGCUCUAUCAACUUUGAUCAUGUCGUCCCUCCCAUCGACGCCAUCAAGUCUUUCACCAGUGACACUGCUACCAUCACUGAGUCUCUAACGAACAACUUGGAUGACGGUGUGCGGGCUGCGCGAGGCAAGGAUGCUGCUCUUGUCUUUGUGAACGCAGCGAGCGGUGAACUUGCCUUCUACACCGUCGUCCACGGAAACAUGGGUGACAGGAAUGACCUUGACCUUUGGUGGAGGGGUGGUAGCUUGAUCGAGCGUGUAGCUGCUGUCAACAACAACACUAUCGUCGUCGUUCAUUCUGUUGGACCCGUCUACAUGCCCUGGAGCACCCAUCCUAAUAUCACUGGUAUCAUUUACGCUGGCGCCCCUGGAGAGCAGACUGGACCUUCGAUCGUCGACAUCCUCUACGGAAACUACAACCCCAGUGGCAAGCUUCCUUUCAGCAUUGCCGAUAACGAAGCUGCAUACGGAACGACCAUCGUUUACAACAGCCUUGGCUUCCCGGACAUCGACUUCACUGAGAAGCUCCUCCUCGACUACCGAUACAUGGAUGAGAAGAACAUCCGCCCACGCUUCGAAUUCGGUUUCGGUCUCUCCUACACCACCUUUGGAUACUCCAACCUCGCUAUCACUCGUGAUGGCCCAGGAUUCCAGGUUUCGUUCACUGUGGCCAACACUGGCGCAUUUGCUGGUGCUGAGAAGCCUCAACUCUAUCUUGCUUACCCUCCCAAUGCUGGCCAGCCUAAGAAGGUUUUGCGUGGAUUCGAAGAGGCUAUUUUGGAGGUUGGUGCUAGCACCCGUGUCACUAUCAACCUUAGCGAGCGCGAUAUGAGCGUUUGGGAUGUUCCCAGCCAAAGCUAUGUCCGCCUCCCGGGUGUUUACACGAUCUACGUGGGUGCCUCGUCGCUCGAUACCCGUCUGCAAGGAACCGUCACUAUCUAA
This is a messenger RNA of Coprinopsis cinerea okayama7#130, 2328 nucleotides long. Its product is annotated as beta-glucosidase. Gene Ontology annotation, biological process: glucan catabolic process. The transcript has 17 exons. Bases 1 to 2328 code for a protein of 775 amino acids. The record is from RefSeq and is a predicted model, not a curated record. Lineage: Eukaryota; Fungi; Basidiomycota; Agaricomycetes; Agaricales; Psathyrellaceae. Gene Ontology annotation, molecular function: beta-glucosidase activity.